Molecule: messenger RNA, 580 nt
Organism: Cladocopium goreaui
Lineage: Eukaryota; Dinophyceae; Suessiales; Symbiodiniaceae
Source: the annotation of a GenBank genome assembly
GCAGCACUGAAUAGCGACAACGCAAUUCCAUCGCUGUGACCAUACGCUGUUUGAAGCUCAUUUUGAGGUCAUGUUCAAGAGUCCUGUGCUUCUCUUCGACAAGUCGAAACGUCUCGCUGUGAAAUUAGCCAGCUCGGUGGGGACAGGCUUUGCGUACUGGACCGAAAAAUCACCCCUGAAGAAGGAUAUUCGGAUGGCUCUUCGAAAAUACGAUCCCUUGGUGAAUCGGCACGUGAUGUUCUACGAGGUCGCUUUAGGGAAACCUCGGCGUGGCAAAGCCAGACGGCCACAGCAAUUUGCGAGAUGGACCGGAAUUGGCAUUGAGGACAUGGUCAAAAAAGUUGCGCGACAACACGAAAAGCAGGGCUACUUCUGAUGCCCCGGAUGGAAGCUAGUGAUUUGUCAGGUGGUCAUGGGCCAAAAUUGGCCUAAACCCGUCCACAAAACUUCGAGCCGAAUCAGAUCAUUUAAUCAUUUGAUGCAUCAAGAUAGGGAUGUGCAGGCAAUGCAACUGCUGGGGGUCAACCGGUAGGCGCGUGCGUAGCCACCUUUGAUUGACUGUGCCCAACUUUGUGUGAAA